GUCCAUCUGCAUUCAGUUCUCCAUCUAACCAAACCACUCACACAAUGAAACUCCAUUCGCACACUCCUGCUCCCUCAGCCCUUAUCUUCUUCUUCACCACCACCCUUCUCCUCCUCCGCCCUACCGAGUCAACUCAGCUUCCAUAUUCCUGUGACUCGUCCCCACCCUCAACCAGCUCCUACCCUUUUUGCAAAACGACCCUCCCCAUCUACAAAAGAGUCCGGGACCUCGUCUCCCGCCUCACAUUGGACGAGAAAAUCUCCCAACUCGUUAACUCAGCCCCUCCGAUUCCCCGACUAGGCAUCCCGAGUUACGAGUGGUGGUCCGAGGCUUUACAUGGCGUCGCGGACGUCGGCAAAGGUAUUAAACUUUACCCCACCAUUAACAACGCCACAAGCUUCCCUCAAGUCAUCCUCACCGCGGCUUCUUUCAACGACCAUCUCUGGUACCGCAUUGGCCAGGUGAUUGGGACUGAAGCUCGAGCAGUGUACAAUGCCGGACAAGCAACAGGGAUGACAUUUUGGGCACCAAAUAUCAACAUUUUCAGAGACCCGAGAUGGGGGAGAGGGCAAGAGACACCUGGCGAAGAUCCAACGGUCGCCGGAAGAUACGCGGUGUCGUAUGUGAGAGGGGUUCAGGGCGACUCGUUUUUUGGAGGGAAGCAUAAACUUGGUGCUGGUGGUCGUCUUCAAGCUUCAGCUUGCUGCAAGCAUUUCACAGCUUAUGAUUUGGACAGUUGGAACAAUGUCACUCGUUUUCGCUUCGAUGCUCGUGUGACACAGCAAGACCUAGCAGACACAUACCACCCUCCGUUCCAAAAAUGCGUGCAGGAAGGCCAAGCCAGCGGCAUAAUGUGUGCCUACAACCGCGUCAAUGGGGUUCCAAGCUGUGCAGAUUAUAAUCUCCUCACCAAGGUUGCAAGAGGACAAUGGGACUUUCAUGGGUACAUCACGUCGGACUGCGAUGCUGUGUCCAUCAUCCACGAUAUGCAAGGAUACGCUAAAAAGCCCGAGGAUGCAGUCGCAGAUGUCCUCAAAGCAGGCAUGGAUGUGAACUGUGGAUCCUACUUGAAGGAUCACAUUAAAUCAGCAGUGGAGCAGAAAAAGCUAAAUGUAUCAAAAAUAGACAGAGCACUCCACAACCUCUUCUCAGUGAGGAUGAGGCUUGGCCUGUUUGAUGGAAAUCCACUGAAACAACCCUAUGGAACCAUUGGUCCAGACCAAGUGUGCUCCAAACUGCACCAGGCUUUAGCCCUAGAAGCUGCUCAGGAUGGAAUAGUGCUUUUGAAAAACUCUGGUAGGCUUCUCCCACUCCCAAAAGCAAAAGCCAUUUCAUUGGCUGUCAUUGGUCCCCUUGCUAAUGCUUCAGAAGCACUUCUGGGAAACUACCAUGGUCUUCCAUGCAAAUCCGUCACCCCAUUAGAAGCACUUCAGGACUAUGCUAAAAACAUGAUCUCUAACCCGGGCUGUGAUUCGGUUCAGUGUCCCCAAGCUUCUUUUGAUGAAGCUGUUGGAAUGGCAAAAGAAGCAGAUUAUUUGGUUUUGAUUGUGGGAUUGGACCAAAGUCAAGAGAGAGAGGGACAUGAUAGAUUGCACUUGGAAUUGCCUGGGAAGCAGCAACAGCUAAUUACUAGUGUGGCUAAAGUUGCUAAGAAACCUGUUGUUCUUGUGAUUCUUAGUGGGGGUCCAGUUGACAUUUCUUUUGCUAAAUUGGACAAAAAAGUUGGAAGCAUCUUGUGGGCUGGAUAUCCUGGUGAAGCAGGUGGAAUUGCCCUUGCUGAAAUCAUCUUUGGUGAUCACAACCCAGGUGGAAGAUUGCCAAUGGCUUGGUACACACAAGAUUAUGUUAAAAUGCCAAUGACGGAUAUGAGAAUUAGGCCUGACCCAAAAACAGGCUACGUUGGUCGCACUUACAGAUUCUAUACAGGCAGAAAACUUUUUGACUUUGGUUAUGGCCUCAGCUACUCAAACUAUGUUUAUGAGUUUGCCUCUGCAGAAUCCCAGAACAAGCUCUACUUAAAUGAAUCAUCAAUUAGUCCCACAGUUAAGUCAUCGGACUUCGGCAGGUACCAGUUAGUCCAAGACCUAGGUGAAGAAUUCUGCGAGAAAAAGAAGUUACCGGUCAGAGUUGGGGUUCAAAAUCAUGGCGAGAUGGCCGGGAAGCAUCCGGUGCUGCUUUUUAUGGGUGAGAAGAAUCCAAAAAAUGGAAGGCCAAUGAAGCAGUUGGUUGGAUUCCAGAGUGUGAUAUUGAAUGCUGGGGAAAGAGCAGAAGUUGAAUUUGUUUUGAGCCCUUGUGAGCACUUGAGCCAUCCAAAUGAGGAAGGUUUGAUGGUGGUUGAAGAAGGUUCUUAUUUCUUGGGUGUUGGAGAUGUAGAGUACCCUCUUGAUAUCAUAGUCUGAUAUAUAAAGUAAGGGUUGCUUCUUGCAACAGCCAUAUUCGUUGGUUGCGAAAUUAUGAAUGCAAAUCUUAAAUAUGGAAGAGCCAACUUUGAGCUGUUUCUGGUAGUCUUGUGUUCCUUCGUUGCUACCGUCAAAUCAACAUUAUAAUUUUCGUGAUCGAUUCA
This is a messenger RNA of Malus domestica (apple), 2563 nucleotides long. RefSeq names its product probable beta-D-xylosidase 7. Gene Ontology annotation, biological process: arabinan catabolic process; xylan catabolic process. NCBI's taxonomy places the organism in Eukaryota, Viridiplantae, Streptophyta, Magnoliopsida, Rosales, Rosaceae. The record is from RefSeq and is a predicted model, not a curated record. Gene Ontology annotation, molecular function: alpha-L-arabinofuranosidase activity; xylan 1,4-beta-xylosidase activity. Gene Ontology annotation, cellular component: plant-type cell wall.